AUGUUUUCAGUGUUACGGCGAUGCCUAGCUGCCCAGAAGCACUUGAAGGAUCGGAGAUGUCAUAUGUGUAGCAAGGACCUCCUAUAUAAAAUGUAUCUUCGCAGACACGCAGAAGACGUUCAUCGCCUUGCUACCGAACGUAAUUACUACGCAAAAGAGAAAUCAGGAUCGGACAUCGAUACGGACUGA
Molecule: messenger RNA, 189 nt
Organism: Penicillium cosmopolitanum
Lineage: Eukaryota; Fungi; Ascomycota; Eurotiomycetes; Eurotiales; Aspergillaceae
Exons: 2
Coding region: 1-189 (62 amino acids)
Source: RefSeq, a predicted model, not a curated record